CCGCUCUCUAUUUUGCCUGAAGUCCCCGCCAUGGAAACCAACUUACUUGUAGUUCAAUAUUAAACCCACCACUUAUCUGCUACUACCACAAUUGUCGAAUAGCAUAUACUCCUUUGUAUAAUCUUCUCACAGUGACAACUAUGGCGGAUGCACAGAAGCAAAUGCAGGCACUCUCAGACGAGUUCCAAAAAUUACAGACCGAAUUGGAUAGUUUUGUCGAAGCUCGUCAGAAGCUCGAGUCACAGCAACAGGAAAACCAAGGAGUCCAGAAGGAGUUUAACUCGUUGGAUGACGAUGCGAACAUCUACAAGCUCAUCGGGCCGGUCCUGUUGAAGCAAGAUAAGAACGAGGCCCUGAUGGCUGUCAAUGGACGUCUUGAGUUUAUUGAGAAGGAGAUUAAACGGAUCGAGGGACAAAUCAAGGAAAACCAAGACAAGAGCGACAAGAUGCGAGCAGAGAUGCUUCAAUAUCAGAGCCAAAUGCAACAGCAAGCGGCAGCCGCAUCCGCCUCCGCCUGAGCUUGAACACAUACUUGACCCGUUUCACAAAAUGGAGUCUUCGGCGCUUUCAGCUCAGAGCGCAGAAACAAGCCCACACAUUCGGGGAGGGGAGUUGGUGUGCUAGAGCGUGGCCCCAUUUGCAGGUUUUGGGGUUACAGGUCACCUUGCGCACCAUGGCCGUGGACAUUGACCAGGAUGAUACUACAUCGGUUAGGGACGGCUACAAACUGGGGUCGGGGUUUUUACGAACUCGGUUAUUUGAUCACUUGGCAGAUCGCAAGAUGGACGUGUUGUUGUUUUGAGUUGACAAUGACGCAAUCGUCAUAAUACGAUAUUCUCUACCACCCGCAGAUACGGUUGGAUGCUUUGCAGUAGCUGUACUGCUUCGCUGUCAGACCAUUCAUUAUUGUACAGUCAAUGUAAUUCCUAGGGUGCCUUGUGUUGCAUAACGCAGUGGAUUAAUGCUUUACGACCCUUAUGC
This is a messenger RNA of Aspergillus caelatus, 981 nucleotides long. Its product is annotated as tubulin-binding prefolding complex subunit YKE2. The record is from RefSeq and is a predicted model, not a curated record. The transcript has 4 exons. Gene Ontology annotation, cellular component: prefoldin complex; cytoplasm. Gene Ontology annotation, biological process: protein folding; chaperone-mediated protein complex assembly. Gene Ontology annotation, molecular function: protein-folding chaperone binding. Lineage: Eukaryota; Fungi; Ascomycota; Eurotiomycetes; Eurotiales; Aspergillaceae. Bases 141 to 518 code for a protein of 125 amino acids.